AAAUAGCAACAUCCUUCACUUUACAUCUGCCUCUUCUUCUCCACCAGUACUUGCUCUUCUUCAAUCCUCUUCCCUUUCUCUAUUUCCAUCUAGUCUUUCUACUCCCUAACGAGCAUGGAUGGCUAUAGAGAAGACUACUUAUGUUGCUAUUUCCAUCCCAAGGAAGUGGUUGUGGGGAUAUGUGCCCUUUGCUUGAAAGAAAGGCUCCUCUCCUUGGCUGCUAAACAAGGCCACCUUCCUCUAUCCAAGGACACUCAAAAGUCCUUCAGAGUCCUAAGGAGGAAGCCCAACAUCACCCUCCCUAAAGUCUUUGCUCUUGGUUCCUUCUUGCAUCGCAUCGAGUCCCGACGUCCUCGACCAGACGAUGGCUCCGAUGAAGGUUCCAUUGCCAGCCUUGAAGACUCCUUCAUAUCGAUCAAGUUUGAGGACAAUGGGCACGCUUCAUGGGAUAACAAGAAAGCAGCAAGCAUGAAUCCAACCAUGAACACCAUCAGCAUCACCACCGACAAGAUCCAGGCCCCCGGGAAGGAGAGACCAAGGAGCAUGGUGGAACAUGCAAAGGCUCGUGGGAUGCUGAGGUGGCGCAAGCGGAUUGGCCACCUUCUCCAGCUGGCGCGAUGGAAGAGGUCCAGCAAGGCAGGGACAUGCCAUGUGGCACUGGGGGGUAAGGUAGAGGGGGCGAAAGGGAGGAGAGGCUGGAUCAGGAAUCUAACAAGGAGGAGGACCGCCACCAUAGGCUAAGUUGGGAUAAACCUCUCACCUACUUGCCUUCCACCAAACUUGUGUGUCUUGUCACAAUUGGUACAUAGAUAUGUAAAUUUAUGUGCUUGUCUGAAAUAGAGUUUUAUUGACACUAUACUUGAAGAAUAUCAAGAUAGCACAUGGCAAGUUGUGAACUCCCAUGAUGAUGAGCUGCUCUUCUGUCUUUUAGUUAUUUGUUUGUUAUUAUUUUGCACUUAGAAGGGAUUAGAUAUUUUGGCUUCUUCUGCUC
This is a messenger RNA of Phoenix dactylifera (date palm), 991 nucleotides long. RefSeq lists its product as uncharacterized. Lineage: Eukaryota; Viridiplantae; Streptophyta; Magnoliopsida; Arecales; Arecaceae. The record is from RefSeq and is a predicted model, not a curated record.